This is a messenger RNA of Chelonia mydas (Green sea turtle), 3582 nucleotides long. It is a transcript of the gene BUB1, whose product is annotated as BUB1 mitotic checkpoint serine/threonine kinase. The record is from RefSeq and is a predicted model, not a curated record. The transcript is spliced from 25 exons. Gene Ontology annotation, biological process: meiotic sister chromatid cohesion, centromeric; protein phosphorylation; mitotic spindle assembly checkpoint signaling. Gene Ontology annotation, molecular function: protein kinase activity; ATP binding. Lineage: Eukaryota; Metazoa; Chordata; Testudines; Cheloniidae. Bases 116 to 3478 code for a protein of 1120 amino acids.
GCCCAUCGGAAGGCGCCUUGGGCGGCACUGCGCCUGCGCGGGGGAUUUGAAUCGGCCGGCCCGGGCCGUUGAAGCCUGAGCUGGGAGGCGGCUCCCGCUGACUGUCCGGGCGGCCAUGGAACUGGCGGCUCGCGCGCGGGUGUUUGAAGCCCAGAUACAGCGCUAUCAAGGAGACGACCCCCUCGAUCCCUGGGACAGAUACCUGCAAUGGGUGGAAGGCGCUUUCCCGCUGCAGGGCGGGCAGCAACGCUAUUCCGCUUCUUUAGAGCAGCUUGUGAAAGUCUUCAUCAGCGAAGAGAGGUACCACCAGGAUCCGAGAUUCGUUAAGUACUGCAUUAAACUAGCAGAAUUCAUCAGUGCUCCUAGUCAAUUUUUUGACUAUAUCUACAGCCAAGGAGUUGGUACUAGGACAUCUGCUUUGUACAUUGCUUGGGCUCAACAGCUUGAAACUGAAGGGAAUAUACAGCAUGCUGGUGCUGUUCUUCAAAAGGGUAUUCAUAACCAGGCAGAACCAAUGGAAAAUCUGCAAGAACAAUACAGACUGUUUCAGAGUCGUAACCCUCAAAGUCAUCUGCUGACGCAAGUUGCUGCCCCAAAACAACUUCACAGCUCCCAGACUCCAAAUCAAAUGGCUCCUAGAAAAGAUGUCUCAGAAUCUGGUGACCCAGCCUGUCUCUCCAAAAGUCAGGAUCCAAAUCUUUCUGCAGCUCAGUCUUCUCAGGAUGGAGCAGGAAAAGUAGAGUAUCUUACCUACAUUUCAAAGUCAGCAGUUCUUCCAAAGCUAUCUUCGACCUCCAAUGAAUUUGAGCAAGUGGCGAUGUACAAUAAAAGUAUGCUCAUCUGUGAAGGCUCAGAGCUUUCAUUUGAGGAAGUGAGAGCGAAGAUUGUUUACCGAAAACAAGAAAGAUUGAGACGACAAAAAGAAUGGGAAAAAGAAGAGAGGGACUAUGCAAAGAGAAAAGAAUCUGCCAUCCUUGAAAUGCAGUUCUUGCAGCAGAAGCUGGAACAGCUCAGUCAGCUGACCAAAGACUAUCCAGAGGCUAAGCUGGAAGAGGCAUCCAUGCUACCGUCUGUUCCAGAUAGAAUGGUGGUUGAUCCAUGUGUGAAACCAGUUCCUGCUCUACAGCAAGAUUGGACAGCACCUUCUCAGGUGACAAAUCUGCAAACCUUAUGGAGCCUGGGGCCAGACCAGCUGCAGUCAAGGGCUGCAGCAAGUACUUCAACAGCAGAUACUUCUGUAUCACAGCCUGUUGAAGCUGCUAGCCAUCAGUCUGUGUCAGAGUCACUAUCAAUGGUAACAUAUGAAAAGGUCACAGGCGAAGCUAAACUAGAUCUUGGAGAACUCCAGAAUACUCUAUUACAACUUGAGCUCAAGAGUCGUGAUGCUGUUUCUCAGCCUAUUCAGGAACAUUCCGCCUUCAGUCAUGGCCACUCUGUUGGACAGCAGCACUCAAAUGUGAGCACUCCUGGUCUCAAAUUAGAUCACUGCACAGAGAUGAAAGAAGCACCUAGAAUUGGAAAUGCUUCUGUCAGCUUUGGAAAUGCUUCUCAAGCCACCCCGAACUCCUCACUGGGAGGAGUGAUGCAGGCAACUCCGUUCAAAGUGCAGCCCUCACCCACUGUUCAUACUAAAGAAGCACUGGGAUUUUUAAUGGACAUGUUUCAGACACCUAUCCUGCCUGAAAUGUCUUCUCUUCAAGAAAAUGAGGAGAAAUUUGAGGCCUAUUGUAGAAAAAGUGAGCCUGGUAAAAGCAUGAAAGCUAAUGCAACUGCCCCUGUUGUGUCUGCUUUUUCCGUUUUUGAAGAUGAGAAUGAAAAAGAAAACAAUAGGUUCCCACAGCAAAAAAACAAGCUUGCCCGGGUCAGAGCCUUCGGAGAACAUCCCUUACUCAGAUGUGCUGAGCAAUCAAAAGAAGGAACUCGGACAACAGAGUUCUUGAUGGAUGACUCCACUGUGUGGGCUCUGCACUGUAAUAACAAAACACUGGCGCCCAGUCCCAACAGCACAAGAGACUUUGCACGAGCUACACAGCUUGCUUCAACCCCCUUUGGCUACCUGUCAGCGCACUCAUGGCAAGCCAUGGAGGACAAAGAAAAUGCAGUCCACAACAAUGAUGGUAAGAUGGUUCUGGAUUCUUCUGAGGAGCAGUACAUGGAGGCAUCCAAUACCAGGAAGCUAAGCCCAGUGUUGGAGCAGAGCCCAGAACAAGGAUAUCUGUCAGGAAAUGCACCCUCUGCAGCUGCUUCUCUAGUGUUAAACCAGCAACUAGCUACUGAGAAGCCUGUGUUGGAGACUUUGCAAGCAGCCAGGGGAUAUUCAGAUGAGGAGAUGGUGCUAACUGCAUGUAAAGAGUCAGUCAGUACUCCACAGGUUCCCGUGUGUGCAGAGGACAGGACAUACCAGAAUGUUAAAGCUCCAGUCAUUGUUGAAAACCCUUGGGACGAGGGCUUAAUUCGCAAACUUCUAUCAAGGCUACCUAAACCACUGAGUACCUACUCCAAUACUUUUGAAUGGAAAUCCAGUCUUCCCACUGUCAAACUGAAGACUGAACUUACACUGGGUUCUAAAUCAUUCCAUGUGGAUUGCUUACUUGGAGAAGGGGCUUUUGCUCAUGUCUAUCAGGCUUCUGUCCUGGAUACAAAUAACCCUAAAAAUAACCAGAAAGUAAUAUUAAAGGUGCAGAAGCCUGCAAACCCUUGGGAGUUCUAUAUAGCAUGUCAGCUGAUGGAGAGGCUUAAACCAAGUGUGCGACAUCUCUACAUCCAGUUUUAUUCUGCUCACUUCUUCCAAAACGGAAGUAUAUUAGUUGGUGAGCUAUACAACUAUGGAACUUUACUGAAUACCAUAAAUAUUUACAAAAAGCUUCCUGAAAAAGUGAUGCCUCAAGCACUAGUAAUCUAUUUUGCUGUAAAAAUUCUAUACAUGGUGGAAGAGCUCCAUAACUGUGGAAUCAUUCAUGGUGACAUUAAACCUGAUAACUUCAUACUUGGAGAAAGGCUUUUGGAUAAUGACACCUGUGACAUAGACAGUCUCUCUCAUGGUCUGACAGUCAUUGACUUGGGUCAAAGUAUAGACCUGACACUCUUUCCUGAAGGAACUGCGUUUACAGGAAAGUGUGAGACAUCUGGAUUUCAGUGUAUCGAAAUGCUGACACAGAAACCAUGGAACUACCAGACUGAUUACUUUGGAAUUGCUGGAACAAUAUACUGCAUGCUCUUUGGCACCUACAUGAGGGUGAGAAAUGAGGAAGGGAUCUGGAAAACUGAGGGAGUCUUCAGAAGGAUUCCUAAUGCAGAAUUGUGGAAUGAGUUAUUCUGCAGCCUCCUGAACAUACCAGACUGCCAUCACCUUCCAUCUUUGGGAGCUUUACGCCAAAAGCUAAGAGACUUGUUCCAAAAGUCAUAUGCUAAGGAAAUAAAGUUCCUCCGCAACAGGCUUGUGGUAUUGCUCAUAGAAAACAAACGUUCACGAAAAUAAGCCUUGAAUUUAAAGACUUCUGUUUCUCUUAAUAUGGAGAGAAGCUUUCUACAUAUACUUUUAAAAUGUCAUGUCUUUUCAAAAUACACUUGGUUUGCUACUGA